This is a messenger RNA of Jaculus jaculus (lesser Egyptian jerboa), 8408 nucleotides long. RefSeq names its product SET domain containing 2, histone lysine methyltransferase (gene Setd2). The record is from RefSeq and is a predicted model, not a curated record. The transcript has 22 exons. Gene Ontology annotation, cellular component: chromosome; nucleus. Gene Ontology annotation, molecular function: histone H3K36 methyltransferase activity; protein binding. Bases 101 to 7723 code for a protein of 2540 amino acids. Gene Ontology annotation, biological process: regulation of DNA-templated transcription. Lineage: Eukaryota; Metazoa; Chordata; Mammalia; Rodentia; Dipodidae.
CCCACGGCCUCCUCCCCUCCGCUCCCCUCCCCCGCGUCGCCUUUCGCCGCGGCGGAGGGGGUUCGCGUCGGCGCCUCCUCUCUCUCUCUAGCCGCUCCCGAUGAAGCAGCUGCCGCCGCAGCCGCCUCCGAAGAUGGGGGAUUUCUACGAUCCCGAGCACCCGACCCCCGAAGAAGAAGAAAAUGAGGCAAAAAUUGAACAUGUGCAGAAAACUGGUUUCAUCAAAGGACCAAUCUUCAAAGGUGUUGCUUCUAGCCGAUUUUUGCCCAAAGGCACGAAGACAAAAGUUAAUUUGGAGGAACAAGGACGGCAGAAGGUGUCAUUCAGCUUCAGCCUUACAAAAAAAACUUUGCAGAAUAGAUUUCUCACUGCACUUACCAAUGAAAAGCAAAAUGAUACUCCAAACUCCCCAGGUACCCCUCUUCAAGUAGACUCAAACCCUAAAAUUAAAAUGGAAAUUGGAGAUACCUUAUCUACUACAGAAGACUCUUCCCCACCAAAAUCAAGAGUGGAAUUGGGUAGAAUUCAUUUUAAGAAGCAUCUGCUUCAUGUGACAUCCAGGCCACUGCUGGCUGCUACCACAGCAGUGGCAUCUCUACCACCUCCAACAGUACUGUCACCAGCGGUCAUAGCAGAAUCAACUACAGACUCACCACCUUCAUCCCCACCUCCACCACCUCCACCUCCUCAAGCCACAACACCCUCAUCACCAGCACCAGUAUCAGAGCCAGUGGCCAUGCCACAAACACCAGGAACAGUACUGAUGGCAGCACCAGUACCCUUACCAGUAGAUGUAGCAGUUAGAACUCAGAAAGAACCACCAGUUAAAACUGUACCAGAACCUUUAGAAGAAGAUAUUAAGCAGGAUUCUGUAUCUAAUAGCUUGGGAGAACACAUAACUCAAAAUGUGAAGGAGCAAGUAGAUAAUUCUCUGCAAAAAGAAGAUUCCCAUAUUGGGAAAGAAGAAGAAAUUCCAGAUAGUUCUAAGAUUAGCCUCAGCUCUAAAAGAACAGGUUCUAAGAAAAAAUCUUUACAGUUUGAAGGCACAUUUGGUUCAGAAUCUGAUGAGGAUUCUGUGCGGACUUCCUCCAGUCAAAGAUCGCAUGAUUUAAAAUUUUCAAGUAUUGAGAAGGAAAGAGAUUUUAAAAAGUGCUCAGCACCUUUAAAAGGUGAAGAUUUAGGGAAAUCACGAUCUAAAACAGAGAGAGAUGAUAAGUACUUUAGCUACUCAAAACUUGAAAGAGAUACCCGGUAUAUAUCUUCCCGAUGUAGGUCAGAAAGAGAGCGAAGGCGGAGCAGAUCUCGUUCUAGAUCUGAUAGAGGCUCUAGAACUAGUUUAUCCUAUUCUCGGUCAGAACGAUCUCAUUUUUAUGAUUCUGAUCGACGCUAUCAUAGGAGUUCCCCUUAUCGAGAGAGGACACGCUAUUCUCGACCAUAUAUAGAUAAUAGAGCACGGGAAAGUUCAGACUCUGAAGAUGAGUAUAAAAAGACAUAUUCAAGACGCACCUCAUCUCAUUCCUCCUCUUACAGAGACCUAAGGACAUCCUCAUCCUAUUCUAAAUUUGAUCGGGACUGUAAAACUGAGACCCCUUACUUAGAGAUGGAGAGAAGAGGAAAGUAUUCUUCAAAACUAGAAAGAGACUCCAAAAGGACUUCAGACCAUGAAGCAAUAAAAAGAUGUUCUCCCCCCAGUGAGCUGGGACUCCGAAGGGGGUCUUCAUAUGCCAAGCAUGAUAAUAGUGCUUCCCGUUAUAAAUCUGCCCUUUCAAAACCUAUAUCUAAGUCUGAUAAAUUUAAAAAUUCUUUCUGUUGUACAGAAUUAAAUGAGGAACGCAAACAGUCUCAUUCUUUUAGUUUGCAGACUCCUUGUUCAAAAGCUAAUGAAUUAAGAACAAGUAAUAAAACUUCUGAAAGAGAAAAGACUGGGUCACCAUCUCCAUCAAAUCAAUUAAAUGAUUCACCUACUUUAAAAAAGCUAGAUGAAUCACCUGUUAAUUCUGAACUUAUAGGACAUGAUAGCCAUGAUAGUAUUAAAGAAUUGGACUCUUUAUCAAAGGGGAAGAAUGAUCAGUUAAGUUUUUGUCCCAUUGAAUUAAAUGUAAAUGGCUCUCCUGGGACAGAAUCUGACGUUGUAACAUUUUGCACUUCUAAAACUCAUGCUAUUUUGAUGACUUCUGGUGAGAGUGGAUCAGAGGUCUCCCCUUUGGUCAAAACAUGUAUGCUUUCCUCAAAUGGAUUUCAGAAUAUUAGUAGAUGCAAAGAAAAAGACUUGGAUGAUAAUUGCAUGCAGCAUAGUAAGACAAAAAGUCCUUUUAGGGAAAUAGAACCUCUGGGGUUGCCACUAAUGUCUUUGCCAGUUAAGACUAUAGAUUAUUCCAAAAUAGUUAAAGAGCCAGUUGACAAAGUUUCUUGCUGCAAAACCAAAGACUUGGAUAGAUACUGUGCUGUAACUGAGAAUAACUCUUUGUGUUAUCCUGAAGCUGAAAACAUUGAGUCUUCAGUUUCAAAGAUUUCUUCAAAUAGUUUUGUGAAUGUGCAUUUAGAAACAAAAACAGUCAUAUGUGAUAAUAGAGAUCUGACAGAUUGUUCAAAAUUCACAUGUGAAGAAUUUAAUCAGAGCACUAGUUCAGCUUCAGCUAACCAUUUUGAUGAUUUAUAUGAGCCCAUAGGGAGUUCAGAUAUAGUUUCAUCUUUUCAGAGUCUUCCACCAGGAAUAAAAUAUGAGAACACAUCUCCAGUUCUAGAUGCAGCACUGAAGAGUAAAAAAAGCUCAGAGUUUCUUAACUAUACAGAAAAAGAAACUGAAGUAGAUAGUGCCUUUCCAGAUUCAGGAAAGGGAUUUGUUUCUUGGGAAAACAGGCAUAAUAAUGGAUUAUCUGAGCAGUGUUUUCAGGAGGCUCAAGAAGAAGGGAAUUCCGUAUUGUCUGAUAGAAGAGGACGACCAGAAAUCUCUCUAGAUGAAGAAGAACAAAGAGGACAUACACAUACUUCUGAUGAUUCAGAAGUUAUAUUUUCUUCUUACGAUUUGAACUUAACCAUGGAAGACAGUGAUGGUAUAACUUAUACCUUAAAAUGUGACAGUAGUGGUCCUGUUCCAGAAAUUAUCUCUAGUGUCCAUGAAGAUUUUUCUGCAUCUUCAGAAAGCUCAAGUGAUGAAAGUGAUUCUGAAGAUUCAGAAUCUGAUGACAGCAGUAUCCCUAGAAACCGUCUCCAGUCUGUUGUUGUUGUGCCAAAGAAUUCUACUUUACCGAUGGAGGAAAUGAGUCCUUGUUCUUCUCGGAGCAGUCAAAGUUACAGACAUUAUUCUGACCACUGGGAAGAAGAGAGAUUAGAGUCAAGGAGACAUUCAUAUGAGGAAAAAUUCGAGAGUGUUAAAGGUUCUCAAAAUGAAAAGUUCUUCCUUCAUAAAGGAACAGAGAAGAAUCCAGAAACUUCUUACACACAAUUCAACAGAAAACAAGUAGAUAAUCACUUGCCUGAAAUCACUCAUCAGAGUGAUGGAGUUGAUAGUACAAGUCAUACAGACAUGAAAUCUGACCCUCCAGGUCACCUUAUUUCAGAGGAAAAAGUAAAAGCCAAACCAUCUAGGCUACAAGACCUAACAAUGUAUUCUGAUGAUUUUGAAGAUAUUCCAAAUAAGUCUCGACAACACAUUUUUUCUAGCAGGCCAGAUAGUAGUAGAUUAGGAAAAACAGAGCUGAAUUUUACAUCCUAUGAUAUGUCCUGCAUGGAUGGUUUGCACUCCUCUGAAGAGCUCAGAAAUCUAGGGUGGGACUUCUCUCAGCAAGAAAGGCCAUCUACCACAUACCAACAACCUGACAGUAGCUAUGGAGCCUGUGGUGCAGACAAGUAUCAACACAGUGCCGAACAGUAUGGUGGAACUUCUAAUUACUGGCAAGACAAUGGCUACUGGGAUCCAAGAUCAGCAGGUAGACCUCCUGGAACUGGGAUUGCUUAUGAUCGAAUUCAAGGGCAGGUACCAGAUUCUCUAACGGAUGACCGUGAAGAAGAGAGCUGGGAUCAACAAGGUGGCUCCCACUUUUCAAACCAGUCCAGUAAGUUCCUCUCCCUUCUGAAGGACAAGGGGUCAGUUCAAACACAUGAAAUAAGUAGCAAUUCCAUCAAGGACUCUCUAACUGUGAAUGAAAGAAAAGAUUUUUCAAAAAAUUUGGAAAAAAAUGAAAUCAAAGAUAAAGGGCCUCUUAAAAAACGAAGGCAAGAAUUGGAGAGUGAUUCUGAAAGUGAUAGUGAGCUACAUGAUAGAAAGAAAGUGAGAAUGGAGACAGAGCAUGGAGAGACUUCAGUGCCUACACACUCAGAGUUGAUUGGGCCUUCCUGUGUUAUGGAUGACUUCAGGGACCCACAGCGAUGGAAGGAAUGUGCCAAGCAGGGAAAGAUGCCUUGUUACUUUGAUCUUAUUGAAGAAAAUGUUUAUUUAACAGAAAGAAAGAAAAAUAAAUCACAUCGGGAUAUUAAGCGAAUGCAGUGUGAGUGUACACCUCUUUCCAAAGAUGAAAGAGCUCAAGGUGAAAUAGCAUGUGGAGAAGAUUGUCUUAAUCGUCUUCUUAUGAUUGAAUGUUCUUCUCGAUGUCCAAAUGGGGAUUAUUGUUCUAACAGAAGGUUUCAGAGGAAACAACAUGCAGAUGUAGAAGUUAUACUUACAGAAAAAAAAGGCUGGGGCCUAAGAGCUGCCAAAGAUCUUCCUUCGAACACCUUUGUCUUAGAAUAUUGUGGAGAAGUACUUGAUCAUAAAGAGUUUAAAGCCAGGGUAAAGGAGUAUGCACGAAACAAAAACAUCCAUUACUAUUUUAUGGCUUUGAAGAAUGAUGAGAUAAUAGAUGCCACUCAGAAAGGAAAUUGCUCUCGUUUCAUGAAUCACAGCUGUGAGCCAAACUGUGAAACCCAAAAAUGGACUGUGAAUGGACAACUGAGGGUUGGCUUUUUUACCACCAAACUGGUUCCUUCAGGCUCAGAGUUAACAUUUGACUAUCAGUUCCAAAGAUACGGAAAAGAAGCUCAGAAAUGUUUCUGUGGGUCAUCUAAUUGCCGGGGUUACCUGGGAGGAGAAAAUAGAGUCAGCAUAAGAGCAGCAGGAGGGAAAAUGAAAAAGGAACGAUCUCGCAAGAAGGAUUCAGUAGAUGGAGAGCUAGAAGCAUUGAUGGAAAAUGGUGAAGGCCUAUCUGAUAAAAACCAAGUGCUCAGUUUAUCCCGGCUUAUGGUUAGAAUUGAAACUUUGGAGCAGAAGCUUACCUGUCUCAAGCUCAUUCAGAAUACACACUCGCAAUCCUGUCUGAAGUCCUUUCUGGAACGUCAUGGGUUGUCUUUAUUGUGGAUUUGGAUGGCGGAGCUUGGUGAUGGCCGAGAAAGUAACCAGAAUCUUCAGGAAGAGAUUAUAAAGACUUUGGAACAUUUGCCCAUUCCUACUAAAAAUAUGUUGGAGGAAAGCAAAGUCCUUCCAAUUAUUCAACGUUGGUCUCAGACUAAGAUUGCUGUACCUCAGUUAAGUGAAGGAGAUGGAUAUUCUAGUGAGAAUACAUCACGUGCUCAUACACCACUUAAUACACCUGAUCCUUCCACCAAGUUGAGCACAGAAGUGGAUACAGAUACUCCCAAAAAACUCAUGUUUCGCCGACUUAAAAUUAUAAGUGAAAAUAGCAUGGAUAGUGCAAUAUCUGAUGUGACCAGUGAGCUAGAAUGCAAGGAUGGCAAAGAGGACCUUGAUCAGUUAGAAAAUAUCACCGUAGAGGAAGAAGAAGAAGAGUUGCAGCUACCCUCACAACAGCUGCCUGAAUCCAAAGUUGAAAAUGAGACCACCAUAGAGGCCAGUAAGCUACCCACAUCUGAACCAGAGGCUGACACUGAGAUAGAGCCCAAAGAUGGCAGCUGUACAAAACUAGAAGAAACCAUUGUUGAGGAAACACCAUCCCAAGAUGAAGAAGAGGGUGUGUCUGAUGUGGAAAGUGAGAGAAGCCAAGAACAUCCAGAUAAAACGGUGGACAUAAGUGAUUUGGCCACUAAGCUACUGGACAGUUGGAAGGACCUGAAGGAGGUAUAUCGAAUUCCAAAGAAAAGUCAAACCGAAAAGGAGAGCGCUGUAACUGAACGAGGAAGGGAUGCUGUUGCCAUCAGAGAUCAAUCAACAGCCCCAAAGACUCCAAACAGAUCAAGAGAGAGAGAUCCAGACAAGCAAACUCAACAUAAAGAGAAAAGAAAACGGAGGGGCUCUCUAUCACCACCACCUUCUGCCUAUGAACGGGGGACAAAAAGACCAGAUGACAGAUAUGAUACACCAACUUCUAAAAAGAAAGUGCGGAUUAAAGAUAGAAAUAAACUUUCUACAGAGGAGCGCCGGAAAUUGUUUGAGCAAGAGGUAGCCCAGCGGGAGGCUCAAAAGCAACAGCAGCAGAUGCAGAACCUGGGAAUGACAUCACCACUGCCCUAUGACUCUCUUGGUUAUAAUGCCGCCCAUCACGCCUUUGCUGGCUAUCCACCAGGUUAUCCCAUGCAGGCCUACGUGGAUCCUAGUAACCCUAAUGCCGGAAAGGUGCUCCUGCCCACGCCUAGCAUGGACCCCGUAUGCUCUCCUGCUCCUUAUGAUCAUGCUCAGCCCUUAGUGGGACAUUCUACAGAAUCACUUGCUGCUCCUCCAUCAGUACCAGUGGUACCACAUGUGGCAGCCCCUGUGGAAGUUUCUAGUUCACAAUAUGUAGCCCAGAAUGAAAAUGUGGUACACCAAGACUCUAGUGUUGCUGUAAUGCCAGUACCAGCUCCAGGCCCAGUCCAAGGACAGAAUUAUAGUGUGUGGGAUUCAAGUCAACAACCUGUCAGUGUACAACAGCAGUACUCUCCUGCACAGUCUCAAGCAACCAUAUACUAUCAAGGACAGACAUGUCCAACAGUUUAUGGAGUGACAUCACCAUAUUCACAGACAACUCCACCAAUUGUACAGGGUUAUGCCCAGCCAAGUCUUCAGUAUAUACAGGGACAGCAGAUUUUCACAGCGCACCCACAAGGAGUGGUGGUACAGCCAACCGCAGCUGUGACUACAAUAGUUGCACCAGGCCAGCCCCAGUCCUUACAGCCACCUGAAAUGGUUGUAACAAACAAUCUUCUGGAUCUGCCACCCCCCUCGCCUCCUAAACCAAAAACCAUUGUCUUACCUCCCAACUGGAAGACAGCACGAGAUCCAGAAGGGAAAAUUUACUACUACCAUGUGAUUACAAGGCAGACUCAGUGGGAUCCUCCUACUUGGGAAAGCCCAGGAGAUGAUGCCAGCCUUGAACAUGAAGCUGAGAUGGACCUGGGAACCCCAACUUAUGAUGAAAAUCCCAUGAAGAUUGGGAUCCCAACCCAUGGGAUGGUACCACCCUCAUUCAGGACUUCGAAAAAGCCCAAGACAGCAGAAGCGGACACCUCCAGUGAGCUGGCUAAGAAAAGCAAAGAAGUAUUCAGAAAAGAGAUGUCUCAGUUCAUUGUCCAGUGCCUGAAUCCUUACCGGAAACCUGACUGCAAAGUGGGUAGAAUCACAACAACUGAAGAUUUCAAACACCUUGCUCGCAAGCUGACGCAUGGUGUUAUGAAUAAGGAGCUGAAGUACUGUAAGAACCCGGAGGACCUGGAGUGCAAUGAGAACGUGAAACACAAAACCAAGGAAUACAUCAAGAAGUACAUGCAGAAGUUUGGAGCUGUUUACAGACCUAAAGAGGACACUGAAUUAGAGUGACUGAAGGGGCCAGGGUAGGAGGCAAAGUGAUCAGAUAGAACUAAUUCAGGAAAGAAGAAAUCCUGUGGCCUCUGCCCUACCCCUUGGCCAGGGUUGUGCUACUGAUGACCCAUCAUCCUGGGCAGUUCAAGUCUGCAAACGUUAGCUGUACACCACAAAAAAGAGCUCCAUCUACAAGUGACCCCCUGGUUGUGAGCUGUUGGGGUGUACAGUUACAGGUCACCAGAGGCCAUAGCCUAGGGAAGACCCAGGCCAUGCCUGACCCCACUCUGGAACUGGGGUCUCCCCCUUGGCGGUGCUGUCAGCGCACAGACCCAUGCGCAUCCCCCCAAGACCCUUUACCCUGAGGAGCUGUAUUAUAUUUUAAUGUAUAUGUGAAUAUAUUGAAAAUAAUUUGUUUUUUUUUUUCCUUGGUUUUUGUUUUUUGUUUUGCUGUUAGCCUCUAUGUGCUAGGAUCACAGAAAGACUUUGUAAGGAUGCUAUAAAUUCUCCUGCAAGGUUUAAUUUGAUAUCAUGUAAAUAUUCCAAAGCAGGCUGACUUGUGGUUUUGGCCAGCCUUGUGCUAUGUUGAUAAGAUUGAUUUACUGCUUAAGAUCACUUUACUUUAUCCAAUUUUUACUGAACUUUUUAUGUAAAAAAUAAAAUCAAUUAAGGAACUUGAUAUGUGUGUUCCCUAAAACUUAAA